AUGCAGAACCUCAUUACAACUAAUCCUACCAAAAUGAACAUCAUUAUACCAAUUAUUCCUGCAACCGUGCGUAAUAUCAUGGACUUCACGCUACUAGUGGUAGGCAUUAGCCUAAAUGCUUUUCUCGGUCUCUUUAUCGUAUUAAAUUCUACCAUGCACACAUCCACUAACUGUUACAUAGUAGGUCUGGUAUUAUCAAACUUUGUAAUCUUGCUUGAACCACUUGAACAAGUACUUAACUGGAUUUUCGAUAUACGCUUAGAGAUGAAUCUCGACUACGUAUUUUUUAUGAGCUUCGUCACGUCCAACCUGACGAUAAUUCUACUAAAUAUUGAGACGUACGUUGUCAUUUGUCAAAAAAAUUCGCCUCUUCUCAAGCCGCUUUUAAAAAUUUCAACAGCUAUAAAAGGAAUCUUAUUCAUAUGGGCAAUAUGUACAAUGGCAACAGCCAUAGAAUUACACUUGUACGAUCAUUUUGUAAAAGAAAUUAUGUACGAUAUUUACGUUUCAUCCACUAUUAUGUUUCUAAUAUUCCCGUGUUUUAUUUUUAUUUUGCUCAACUACUUCAUCCUACAUGACCUGAUACUAUUAAAAUCACAAACUGAAACGUUAAGCAAAGAUAUGAAGCGUUUUAUCUCUCUAGUUGGUAUUUAUACUGGGUUUUUUGUAACUAUGGUGCCAUAUAGAAUUGCGAGAGCUAUUACUCUUAUAACACAAUCUCACUCUAACAAUAUGGCAAUAGAGAUAACUUAUACAAUGGUUAAAAUGUAUCCAACAAUCCUACCAAUAAUAUGUUUCAUAAUAUGGAAAGAGUCUCGUCCAAUCUCUCAAGACGAGACUACAUUAUCAACGGCAUAA
This is a messenger RNA of Trachymyrmex septentrionalis, 858 nucleotides long. RefSeq lists its product as uncharacterized. The transcript is spliced from 3 exons. Gene Ontology annotation, biological process: G protein-coupled receptor signaling pathway. The coding region runs from base 1 to 858 and encodes 285 amino acids. Gene Ontology annotation, molecular function: G protein-coupled receptor activity. The record is from RefSeq and is a predicted model, not a curated record. Lineage: Eukaryota; Metazoa; Arthropoda; Insecta; Hymenoptera; Formicidae. Gene Ontology annotation, cellular component: plasma membrane.